This is a messenger RNA of Solanum tuberosum (potato), 3310 nucleotides long. RefSeq names its product probable protein phosphatase 2C 62. The transcript is spliced from 10 exons. Lineage: Eukaryota; Viridiplantae; Streptophyta; Magnoliopsida; Solanales; Solanaceae. Bases 296 to 3187 code for a protein of 963 amino acids. The record is from RefSeq and is a predicted model, not a curated record. Gene Ontology annotation, molecular function: protein serine/threonine phosphatase activity. Gene Ontology annotation, biological process: protein dephosphorylation. Gene Ontology annotation, cellular component: chloroplast.
UUGAUAAUCUUGAAAGAUAGAUUAACUAGUAGAAUAGGACCAUUUUAGACAAAGCAACAGGAAAUAUCUCAUUUGGGUUUGCGGCCCAUAUAGCAAUUGAGAAUUAGUGGUGCUGUUUAAGAGUUACUCCAUUAGUUAGCCAAAAACCCAUUUCCCGGGUAAAACCAAACAGAAAAUAACGAUCAUCAUCAUUCCCAAGAAAAGAAAAGACAUGAACUUCUAUCCACAAAAAACAACUCAUCUUCAACUCAAAUAAUCUUUAAAAAUUGUUAGAGAAAUUGUUGUCAUAAUAGUUAUGGCUGAUUCUUUAUGCAAGUUCUUGGAUGCUCGGUGUAUAACAGGUUCUCAAUUCUUGGCCACCUAUUUUUCUGCCCAAAAACCCCUCCUUUUCCCAACUCUUGUCAGAAGAAAAAGAAGAAGAAAAUCACUUCACAUUGCUUUCUGCUCCACAUCCAUUUCCCCAAAUCUUGAUGUCGUCUCUACCCAUGAGCAUUCUGAUGGCACUUUACUGUUUCGGUUUGGGGACCCAAGCGAGAUAGAGAAAGAGGAUGAAUUGGAGGAACCCCUUUUGGGGGUUGAAGAGGUUGGAAGGGAUAGUGAGGAGGAGUUUAGUGUGGUGAAGGUUUUAGAUGGUGAUAAUGAGAGAGAAGUCAUUGUCAAGAAAGUAGAGAGGGAAGCCAGGGGUGAGGCUGUGACUGUGGUAACUGAUGCUGGUGUCUCUGAAUCAGUAGUAAUUGGCAAUGGAAGGAGUGAUUUUGUCGAAGUAGAGACUGGAUUGAGUGAAAAAUUUCUUGGAGAUUCCGCAGAUGAAAUUGGUUUGAUUUCACCUGAAGGAAUUCAAAAUGAAUCUGUAGCUGAAGUCGGUAUUGAGAAUGCAGGACAUGUUGAGGAGAUUUUCGAAAAGAAAGAUGAUAGUGAAGCUUCAGUUCCACCACCACCAGAGAAUUCUAUUCCUUCUUUGGAAGUUGAGGAAAAAAUGAUGGGUCAAUCAAGUGAUGAAUCGUUUGAAGAAUUGGAUGAUGACAAUUCACUUCUUUUAAGUUCACCUGCAGCAAUGCCUGUUUAUUCUGAUUCGGUAAACACUAAGGAAAUUGAAGAAUCUGAGGGAGAAGGUUCAAGUCAAUUUACAGAGAAUGAUGGUGGCAAGGAUUGCUGUGAUGAUUCAACUCAUUCGAUGGAAAAUGGUGCUGCUUCAGUUGAUAUUGAGGCAGUGAACAAUGAUAUUGAGAUUGUCCAACACACAGAACAAAUAUCUGAAAAUAUUGAUCCUAUAUUGGAAGGGCCCGUGGAGAGUGUUCCAGAAGGAAUUAAUCUGGGGAAUACUGAAACUGUUGCUGACGAAAUUAGUCCAGAGAAUGCUCCCGAGGGAAUUAAUCUGGGGAAUACUGAAACUGUUGUUGACGAAAUUAGUCCAGAGAAUGCUCCCGAGGGAAUUAAUCUGGGGAAUACUGAAACUGUUGUUGACGAAAUUAGUCCAGAGAAUGCUCCCGAGGGAAUUAAUCUGGGGAAUACUGAAACUGUUGUUGACAAAAUUAGUUCAGACAAUGCUCCUGAGGGAAUUGAUCCAGGGAAUACUGAAACUGUUGUUGACGAAAUUAGUUCAGACAAUGCUCCUGAGGGAAAUGAUCAGGGGAAUAGUGAAACUGUUGUUGACGAAAUUAGUCUAGAGAAUUCUCCCGAGGGAAUUAAUCUGGGGAAUACUGAAACUGUUGUUGACGAAAUUAGUCCAGAGAAUGCUCCCGAGGGAAUUAAUCUGGGGAAUACUGAAACUGUUGUUGACGAAAUUAGUCCAGAGAAUGCUCCCGAGGGAAUUAAUCUGGGGAAUACUGAAACUGUUGUUGACGAAAUUAGUCCAGAGAAUGCUCCCGAGGGAAUUAAUCUGGGGAAUACUGAAACUGUUGUUGACGAAAUUAGUCCAGAGAAUGCUCCCGAGGGAAUUAAUCUGGGGAAUACUGAAACUGUUGUUGACGAAAUUAGUCCAGAGAAUGUUGAUAUUAGGCAUUUGUCUAUGGAUGCUGAAGACCAGAGUAUUGAAGUCCUUAAUUUUGAAAAUGAUGAUCAAACCGAGCUGAGUAAUUUGUCUGUAGAUACAGAAGAUCAGGCUUCCCGAAAUAGUACCUUCAAGGAUAGUGAUGAGACUGAUGUGAUUGAAGUAAUGCCUGAUUCUCCUAAGCUGGAGGCUGAACCAGUUUUUGAUGAGGAAGUUGAUCACAACCUAAUAUCAGAGUCUAAUGAAAGUGAAAGUCUAUUACCGUCAGAUGAAAAUUUGCCUAGCUUAUCCUUGGAAGAAGAAAGAAAAGAAGAUGUAGAAAACACUGAGAUCAUGGAAGUGUAUGAUCAUGAAGUGGUUGAGGAUAAAUAUUCAGAAGUCUUAGACAGCAGCAAGGAAGCUACACCAGCAGCAGCCGAACUAAUUCUGUCUUCUGGUGCUACUUUACUGCAAUAUCCCUCCAAGGCAUUCGCAGGUGGACAUGAAGCAUAUUUUAUUGCUUGUGGGAAGUGGCUAGGGGUAGCCGAUGCAGUUGGUUCCUGGUCAUUGGAAGGGAGUGAUCCAGGAGUAUAUGCCCAGGAACUCAUGCAAAAUAGUGAAUCCAUUGUUUCUCAGUGCGACACGGAUUCAAUAAAUGACCCUAAGCAAGUCCUUAAUCUGAGCGUCUCAAAAACAGAUUCCCCUGGAUCUUCAACAGUCUUGAUUGCUCACUUUGAUGGAAAGGUUCUUCAUGUGGCUAAUAUUGGCGACUCUGGAUUUAUCAUAGUAAGGAAUGGCAGUGUUUAUAGGAAGUCAUCACCCAUGCUUCAUGAAUUCAAUUUGCCUAUACAAAUUGAGAAAGGCGAUGAUCCAUCUCAACUUCUGGAGGAAUACAAGAUAGAGUUAGAUGAGGGGGACAUCAUUGUCACUGCAACGGAUGCACUUUUUGACAACUUAUAUGAUCAAGAAAUAGUGUCAAUCGUCUCAAGGUCACUGGAAGCUGACAAAAGUCCUCAGGAAAUCGCGGAGAUUUUGGCAACAAGAGUGCAACAAGUGGGUAGUUCUGCUUCGGGGAGAAGUCCAUUUGCUGAUGCAGCUCAAGCAGCCGGAUAUGUUGGGUAUACUGGUGGCAAGCGCGAUGAUGUGGCUGUCAUUGUAUCAGUAGUUCAAAAGAGUAACUGUAACAUCUAUGUUGAUGGGGUUCAGUUGCUUCAUUGAAAUGUAAAUUUAUGGCAUCUGAUUCCUAUGCCUACACCAUCCAUGUCUGCUCUCGAAUGAUUCUAAUCAUCUGUCUUAACGAGACCCUUCCCAUUCUUUUUUAUAACUAUGGUGUCUAAGCCA